Molecule: messenger RNA, 2080 nt
Organism: Gaeumannomyces tritici R3-111a-1
Lineage: Eukaryota; Fungi; Ascomycota; Sordariomycetes; Magnaporthales; Magnaporthaceae
Product: glutathione reductase
Exons: 2
Coding region: 36-1814 (592 amino acids)
Biological process (GO): glutathione metabolic process; cell redox homeostasis; cellular response to oxidative stress
Cellular component (GO): mitochondrion; cytosol
Molecular function (GO): NADP binding; glutathione-disulfide reductase (NADPH) activity; flavin adenine dinucleotide binding
Source: RefSeq, a predicted model, not a curated record
ACAAAAACCCACACUCGCUCGGUACAAUAUCAUUGAUGCCUUGUGCCGCUUACUCAUUCCCAAGUCAAUCCGACGUUGCACUGCGUUCGCGCGAACCCACAGCCGAAUCCCAGAGCUGCGUAGGCGUGCUUGUACCCCGCGCCUGCAUCAUUGGCACACCCCAGGCCUUCCGUAAUAUACCUACCAAAGUACUUGGCAAGGUACCUACCGAGGUACCUACCAAGGUACUUAUAAACACCAGGCAGGCGCAUCACGUCCUCUUGGCUCCCGCCCCUCCCAGCAUAUCCCACAUGCAAGCUCUCCACCCCUUCAGAACAGCAUCUUUGGCCACCCGCGCCUCGAGAACCGCGUCCGCCAGGCUCGCCCACCUUUCCAGACACUUCUCGGCAGGCUUCCCCAGGAUGGCGCCUAUAACGAAAGAGACCGACUAUCUGGUCAUCGGCGGCGGCAGCGGCGGCCUUGCCUCGGCCCGCAUGGCGAGCUCCAAGUUUGGAGCCAAGGCCAUGAUAGUCGAGGCAGGAAGGAUAGGCGGAACUUGUGUCAACGUCGGAUGCGUGCCCAAGAAAAUCACCUUCAACGCCGCCGCUAUAGCCGAGACCAUUCACCAGGCCAAGAGCUACGGCUUCUCCGUCCAGGAGACUGCCCCUUUCAACUGGCGGGCGUUCAAGGAGAAGCGCGACGCCUACAUCAAGCGCCUCAACGGCAUCUACGACCGCAACCUUGCCAACGACAAGGUCGAGUACCUCCACGGCCACGCCAGGCUCCUCAACCGCAACGAAGCCGAGGUGACGCUGGAUGACGGUACCAAGGCUGUAGUCAAGGCCAAGAAGAUCCUGAUCGCAGUGGGCGGCCAACCGACGGCUCCCCCGCCCGUCAUCCCUGGCGCCGAGUUCGGAAUCAACAGCGAUGGCUUCUUCGAUAUCGCGGACCUGCCCAAGAAGGUCGCGCUCGUGGGCGCGGGAUACAUCGCGGUAGAGUUCGCGGGCAUGUUCAACGCGCUCGGUGUAGAGACACACCUCUUCAUCCGCCACAACACGUUCCUGCGCAACUUCGACCCCAUGGUCCAAGAGGUCGUGACCAAGGAGUACCAGCGCCUGGGCGUUCACUUGCACAAGCGGUCGGAGCAGACCAGGAUCGAUCGCGACGAGGCCACGGGAAAGUUGACGUUGCACUACAUGGAUAGUAAUGGAUAUGGUCGGGUUGAGGGCCUGGACCAUCUCAUCUGGGCCAUCGGCCGGACCCCGCUGACCAAGAACAUUGGGCUGGAGGAGGCGGGCGUCAAGGUGGAUGAGAGAGGCUACAUCAUGGUCGACGAGUUCCAGAACACGUCGGUGGACAACAUCUACGCGCUUGGCGAUGUUACCGGGCAGGUCGAGCUGACGCCCGUGGCCAUCGCGGCAGGCCGCAGGCUGUCGCACCGGCUCUUCGGCGGCGAGCAGUUCAGCACCCUGAAGCUGGACUACUCCGGCGUCCCCUCGGUCGUGUUCGCGCACCCCGAGGUCGGCUCCAUCGGGCUCACUGAGCCACAGGCCGUCGAGAAGUACGGGGCCGAGAACAUCAAGGUUUACAAGACAAGCUUCACGGCCAUGUACUACGCCAUGAUGGAGCCCGAGGAGAAGGGCCCGACGUCGUACAAGCUUGUCUGUGCGGGGCCCGAGGAGAAGGUGGUUGGAUUGCACAUUGUCGGCAUGGGCAGCGGGGAGAUGCUGCAGGGCUUCGGCGUGGCCGUCAGAAUGGGCGCCACCAAGAAGGACUUUGACAGCUGCGUUGCCAUCCACCCGACCAGCGCCGAGGAGCUGGUUACGCUGAAAUAAAUAUCUAAGCGGCUGGGUUCUGAACCUCACCACCAAGACAACAAGCUUUCCCGAUACCCCGCGCGCGUCCGAGCCCGUGUCCCAUGCCCCCUAUUUUGCCACCCCCCGAGCGUAGAUAGAUAGAGGGCUGUAUUGUACGCAUUGGAUAUCUGUGUCAAGCCUCUGGAUAUCGAGGGCGCCCUGUUCUGAUGGUGCCUGGCUUCCUGCCUCGGCGCCGAGGCAAAAAAAAAAAAAAACCGCCCUCCCGUUCGUCAUUGCAUCCCAAC